AUGACCCUCCGGCUCCCGGGGUCGCUCGUCAACAGAGCUUUGCGCAGCCGACUUCUCUCUGCGCAACAACACCGUGCUGCAACUGCGGCCCAACAACUUCCACAGACAUGGAUCGCAUUAAAAAACAGCAGAGCUGCUUCUACCACCUCCGAAUGGAAUAGACCUCGCCGCCCUGAAGGCUCCGAACGCUCCGAACGCUCCGAACGUCCUAAACGCCCCGAACGCCGCGAUCGCAGCGAAUAUCCUGACAAGCGUGGCCAAAAGCAUCUUAAAAAUAAGCAGGGCCCUAGGCGGGUAUAUCAAGAUGUGAAUACGGCGAGGUCAAAGGACCUACUCAUGGCUAUCGCGUCGGGUUCGCCUACUGCGCAUUACAAUAAUGACAGCGAGAUUGCUGAGAGUGAAGCUCUGGACAAGGAUCUCACAGAAAACGAUGUCGCGGACGACGAUAUUUCAGAGAAAGGACUCUCCCAGGACGAGAAUCUUGAAGGCAAGGCCACAAAGAGUGAGACUGGCGAUAGCGAGACUGUCGAAACCGAAAGAUAUCGCGGCCCUCCUCAAGGAGGAAGCAAGAUCACCCCGAAGAUCGUCAAUAUGGAGUUGAAAUGGUUAAAUGACCCCCACAAAAUGGCGGACCGAAUUGCACGUAUCUUGCACAGCGGUGAUCCAGCCUUGGCGGCGGCGAUAGUUCGUGCCGGAACCAAACAGGGAAUGAGAUGUGAUGCUGCUUGGAAUCACAUCUUGCAGUAUUGCAUGGAUCAAAAGAACCCGCAGGCUGCGUUCAAGUUUUAUAAUGAUAUGAAAAAGCGCGGCAGAAGACCGAGCCCAAGGACAUAUACUAUCAUGCUGAAGGGUUUCAGUGCAGCCCCGAUGUCAUUGGCCCUCGUCAAGACUGCCGCCGCCGUCUAUCGUUCGAUUGCCUCGCCGAAUUCCGGCGUCAAGCUUGAUAUCAUUCACACAAAUGCGAUGCUUACAGUUUGUCAUCGUCAUGGUGAUAUGGACCGACUGUGGAAGAUUGCCGGUGAGCUGCCCGAGGAAGGACACGGGGCCGCCGACGCUACCACAUACACCAUCAUCUUGACCGCUGUGCAAUUUGCGGCCCGCAGAGACAUCCAAAGCAUGUCUCCUGAUCAGAUUGAAAAAAUUCUGGAGCGGAAAUCUCAGGCCAUCACCGAAGGCAAACGGAUUUGGGCGGAUGUUAUCUAUCGGUGGAAGAAUCAAACAUUGGAAAUCGACAAUGACCUUGUGAACGGCAUGGCAAGCUUGCUUUUGGACGGUGCUAGUGAUAUUGAUUGCUACAAUGUUAUGGAAUUGUACAAGCAAACCAUGGGCAUUCCUAUCUUGCAAAAACGGCCCACCGAGAAUUCGAAAACAACCCGUCGCAGGAUCACUCAUGAGGAAAACCAGUCCAUUGAAGUGUCUGAGUCUAAGCGGCAACAAGCUAUGGAAGAUGUUCCGUUUGUGGAUGAAAACAACCAACCACUGGAGGCAACAAAGCCGGCCGAGGAAGACGAACAAUUUGUCGAAGAGGUGGCGAAGGUCGAGGAGGAACCAGAAGAGGAGGAGUCAUUUGAAGACCUUUUCAAGCCCGUGGUUCCAGAGGUGGAGGAGCUAGCAUUCCUCCGACCCAACAGCAAAGAACUGACACUUCUGUUGGAUGCGUGCUUUACCAUGACUCAAGGAACUGAAGGUGGCCUUGCCUACUGGAAACACUUGACAAUGGAUGACACCCACUAUCGAAUUAAGCCCGACACUUUCACGUACAUCCAAUAUUUCCGUCUGCUCCGCAUCUCCCGGUCCAGCAAAAUCAGUGUUAAAACCAUGAAGGAGCAAAUGGUUCCUUCCGGCCAAGCAACUGGAACAGCAUUUCACGUUGCUCUCAGCGUCUGUCGCCGUGAUCGCCGCAACCACUCAAUGCUUUUACACGCAAAUGAGCUGAUUUCUCUUAUGGACAAAGCGUUGAUUCUACCAGACAUUCGCGUCCUGGACGGCUACCUUGAAACAAUCCAAAUUCUUUCCACCAACCCAGCCGUUCUUCUGAACCUGAGAGGCCUCGGUACAGACGAGGACUCGAAAGGCCGCAGACUGCAAGACCUUGGAAGGAAACUUCAAGCGAAGCUGCGGCUUACUGCCCUCACCACGUUGCGUCCCUAUGUCGCUCAGCUCCACGAGGCAAUGGAGAACGGCAGACCCGAGUCAAAAACUCGAUGGAGUGCCAUCCAAAACCAACUUUCUGAUUCCGCCUCUGCUCCAGCGGCCGUGAAGUUCAUGUCGCGGGUUCGUCUGGUUGUCGACGAUACACUGAAGGACGAUUAUAAGGCGUUCAUUUCAAAGGCGGAGCGCAAGUCUCUGGAAGCUGAAUCGCAGAUGCUGAAGAAAUACUCCGACAGGCAGGUCAUUGAACACUUCAAGAACAAGAUUGUCUACCCUACGUCUGAUCAGAAGGAGGAGGCUAGGGAGCGUAUCGCCAAGUACAGGGAAGAGUUCCGUUUUGGAAAUAUGAGUGAGUUGGAUCCACAGCCUUAG
Messenger RNA from Penicillium soppii, 2523 nucleotides. RefSeq names its product pentatricopeptide repeat-containing protein. The record is from RefSeq and is a predicted model, not a curated record. The coding region runs from base 1 to 2523 and encodes 840 amino acids. Gene Ontology annotation, molecular function: protein binding. NCBI's taxonomy places the organism in Eukaryota, Fungi, Ascomycota, Eurotiomycetes, Eurotiales, Aspergillaceae. The transcript is spliced from 2 exons.